Molecule: messenger RNA, 6265 nt
Organism: Molossus molossus (Pallas's mastiff bat)
Lineage: Eukaryota; Metazoa; Chordata; Mammalia; Chiroptera; Molossidae
Gene: COL4A6
Product: collagen type IV alpha 6 chain
Exons: 45
Coding region: 215-5290 (1691 amino acids)
Cellular component (GO): basement membrane; collagen trimer
Molecular function (GO): extracellular matrix structural constituent
Source: RefSeq, a predicted model, not a curated record
AGUGAGGCAAGUUGUAGCGGGCACCGCUGAGCCUGUUUCCCUUUGUGGCACUUUUUUAUCCAGGAGCUGAAUUUAGUUUCUUCUGAAGUGAACCACUUCACCCCCUCCUCCUGAAUAAGGAAGCAGUCUUCAAGCAUCAGCGGAGCCCCGAUGAGCCCAGGCCGUGGAGCCGCUUAGCAGUCUCCUGGGACACUGCUCUGGAGGAGCCGAAAGCAUGCACCCUGGGUUGUGGCUUCUCCUGGUUACGUUCUGUCUGAGAGAGAAACUUGCAGGAGCGGGACAGAAGAAAUCCUAUGGAAAGCCAUGUGGAAGCCAAGACUGCAGUUGGGGCUGUAAGUGCUUUCAUGAAAAAGGAGUGCGAGGGCGACCAGGACUAAUUGGAAUUCAAGGUCCAACAGGUCCUCCAGGAUUUGCUGGCCCUAGUGGUUUAUCAGGGUUCAAAGGAGAACGUGGCUCCCCAGGCCUUCUGGGAACAUACGGACCAAAAGGAGAUAAGGGUCCCAAGGGAGUUCCUGGCUUUCUUGGCAUCAAUGGGAUUCCGGGCCACCCUGGACAGCCAGGGCCCAGAGGCCCACCUGGCAUGGAUGGCUGUAAUGGAACUCAAGGAGCUAUUGGAUUUCCAGGCCCUGAUGGCUAUCCCGGGUUUCUUGGACCACCUGGGCUUCCUGGUCAAAAAGGAUCUAAAGGUGAACCUGCCCUUACCCAAGGUAGUUUCAAAGGAAUGAAGGGGGAUCCUGGGCUGCCCGGACUAGAAGGAAUCACUGGCCCACGAGGAACACCCGGCUCUCCGGGAGCUGUAGGACCUAUAGGAUCACCAGGAUUUCAAGGUCCUCCAGGUCCCCCUGGUCUUCUUGGUCUUGACGGGAAUAUGGGGUUAGGUUUCCAAGGAGAGAAAGGAGACAAGGGGGAUGUUGGCCUCCCUGGCCCUGCAGGACCCCCACCAUCUAUCGGAGAACUGGAAUUUAUGGGAUUUCCUAAAGGGAAGAAAGGAUCUAAGGGUGAACCAGGACUUCAAGGUGCCCCAGGAACCAGUGGCCCUACAGGUUUCCCGGGAUUUGGAGCUGCAGGAGAAAAAGGAGAAAAGGGAAUUCCUGGUUUGCCAGGACCUAGGGGUCCCAUGGGUUUAGAAAGAGUUCGUGGACCUCCAGGGAGUCAGGGCAAGAAGGGGUCCUCAGGUCUCCAUGGGCUUAAUGGAUUGCCAGGAAUUAAGGGCGAAAAGGGUGUUGUUGGCCUGCCAGGCCCAGAUGUUUACAUCGAUAUAGAUGGUGCUGUGAUCUCAGGUUAUCCUGGAGACCCCGGUAUGCCAGGCCUCCCAGGACUUAAAGGUGAUGAAGGCAUCCAGGGCCUGCCUGGCCCUUCUGGCAUCCCUGGAUUACCAGCUUUACCAGGUAUGUCAGGUGCCCUAGGGCCCCAGGGAGUCCGAGGCCUGAAAGGGAACAAAGGAAACAGAGGCCGUACCACACUUGGGGCAGCUGGCCUUCCUGGAAAAAAAGGUUUGCCAGGCCUGCCAGGCCUGCCAGGCCUGCCAGGCCCACCUGGUCCAGCAUUUGAGCCCGAAACCUUACAGAACACAGAGCCAGGAUUUCCUGGUCUCCAAGGAGAACGAGGUCCGAAAGGAAACCAAGGCCUCAAAGGAAUAAAAGGGGACUCGGGAUUUUGUGCUUGUGAUGGUGGUAUCUCCAACACUGGACCACCCGGGGAGCCAGGUCUGCCUGGGCCACCAGGUCACAUAGGCCUUCCAGGACUUAAAGGAUCCAGAGGAGAUCCAGGCUCUAGAGGCACACAAGGCCCAUCAGGGUCUCCAGGUUUGUUUGGGUCUCAAGGUCCUACAGGUCUCAAAGGCGAGAAAGGGGAAUCAACGUCCAGUACAAGAUCAGGGAUGCCAGGGGAGCAGGGUGAUCCUGGCCCCCAGGGACUCCCUGGUGAGACAGGAAUACCAGGCAAGGACGGAAUACCAGGUUUACUAGGCCUGCCAGGUGUUCCGGGUGAGGCUGGACAGGGGUUCCCAGGUGAAAAGGGGUUCCCAGGGCUUCCUGGUGAAAAAGGUCACAGUGGUUCACCCGGCUUCCCAGGAAUUGGGCUACCAGGACCUCCUGGACCUCGUGGAAUUCCUGGAGACCAAGGAAUAGGUGGAUUACCAGGGAAACCAGGCCUCCCUGGGCCUCCAGGUAUCACCUUGCCUUGUAUUAUUCCUGGUUCGUAUGGUCCAUCAGGAUUCCCUGGAGCUCCCGGAUUCCCAGGCCCUAAAGGGGCCCGUGGCCUCCCUGGGACUCCAGGUCAGCCUGGAUCGCGUGGAAAUAAAGGAGAAUCUGGAAGUCCAGGAUCAUUUCACCUCCCUGAAUUGCCAGGAUUUCCUGGACCUCGUGGGGAGAAGGGCUUGCCUGGGUUUCCUGGGCUCCCUGGAAAAGAUGGCUUGCCUGGAAAAGUUGGCAAUCCAGGUUUACCAGGUUCCAAGGGAGCCCCUGGUGACAUCUUUGGUGCUGAAAAUGGUGCUCCGGGGGAGCAAGGUCUACAGGGAUUGCCAGGGGACAGAGGAUUUCCUGGAGACUCUGGCCUUCCAGGACCCAAGGGUUCGUCUGGGAAGUCGGGCUUGCUAGGUCCCAAAGGUGAGCAGGGCAGCCCUGGAACACCAGGCCACAUGGGACAGCCAGGCACCCUGGGGACUGUUGGUUUACCCAGCAUCAAGGGCAAGCCAGGGCUGCCAGGAGCACCAGGCUUUCCAGGAAUUCCAGGACAUCCUGGAAAGAAAGGUCCGAAAGGUGAAGCAGGCUCCCCUGCAUCAACUGGAAAGAGCGGUCUGCCUGGGCUGAAAGGCCUUCCUGGAUCUCCAGGGUUAAUUGGCUCCCUGGGGAACUCAGGGUUGCCAGGGGACACUGGGCUGCCAGGGCUGCCAGGUCUGAAGGGUGAGAAGGGGUCUGUUGGACUGAAAGGUUUUCCAGGGUUGCCAGGUCUCCCUGGUAUUCCUGGUACAAGUGGAUUAAAGGGAAUUCCUGGGUCGGCUGGAAAAGUGGGACCACCUGGACAGGCAGGGAGUCCUGGUGAAAAAGGAGACAGAGGCAACCCGGGGCCUGUCGGAAUUCCCAGUCUAAGACUUCCGAUGUUGAACCUCCAGUUCAAAGGAGACAAAGGCUCUCGAGGCUCACCUGGAUUGGAUGGAUUUCCUGGACCCAGAGGUAAGAAAGGAGAGGCUGGCCUCCAUGGGCCACCAGGCUUGCCUGGAGCUCCUGGAUUCCCCAGUACCAUCAAAGGACUUGUUGGGAGACCGGGCUCCCCUGGCUCCACAGGGCUACGGGGCUUACCCGGCAUGAAAGGCUCCUCUGGAAUCUCCGGCUUCCCAGGAACACCAGGAGAAAGUGGGUUGCAGGGUCUCCAUGGAGCUCUUGGUCCCCCAGGAGCAUCUGGCAUCCCAGGUUCAAAAGGAGACCACGGCCAGACACCUGGACUUCCUGGUAGCCCAGGACCAAAGGGACAACCUGGGGAACCCGGCUUGAAAGGCAUGAAAGGAAAAGCUGGACCAAUUGGUGAUACAGGUUUUCCUGGAAUUAAAGGAGACGAUGGGGAAGUUGGUAUUCCUGGAGAUGUUGGCCUUCCUGGCUCCCCAGGAUUUCCUGGGAUGGCAGGCAUGAGAGGAAAUCCAGGGCUUCCAGGUUCUCCAGGCCACCCAGGGUCACCUGGACCCCUGGGGCCACCUGGCCUAAUAGGAAGUAAAGGUUAUCCUGGAGUUCUUGGUUUGCAUGGAUUAAAUGGGCUUCCAGGAACCAAGGGUACUCCUGGAGCUCCAGGACCCAGUAUAACUGGUGUGCCAGGGCCAGCUGGCUUGCCUGGUCCCAAAGGAGAAAAAGGUUCUCCAGGAAUUGGCACUGGAGCCCCAGGCAAGCCAGGCGUGAAAGGACAAAAAGGUGGCCGAGGUUUCCCAGGUCUCCAGGGCCCUGCUGGUCUCCCUGGUGCCCCAGGCCUCUCCUUGCCCUCAGUCGUAGCAGGACAGCCUGGAGACCCUGGGCGACCAGGGCUAGAUGGAGAACGAGGCCGUCCAGGCCCUCCGGGGUCCCCAGGUCCCCCUGGGCCAUCCUCCAAUCAAGGUGACCCUGGAGACCCUGGCUUCCCCGGAAUUCCUGGUCCUAAGGGGCCCAAGGGAGACCAAGGAAUUCCAGGUUUCUCUGGCCUCCCUGGAGAGCUGGGACUGAAAGGCAUGAGAGGUGAGCCUGGAUUCAUGGGGACUCCAGGCAAGGUUGGCCCACCUGGAGACCCAGGAUUUCCCGGGAUGAAGGGGAAGGCAGGCCCAAGAGGCUUUUCUGGGCCCCCAGGUACUCCUGGCCAAACACCAAUUGCAGAAGCCAUCCAAGCUCCUCCUGGACCCAUGGGUCUACCGGGCAUCGAUGGCACCCCUGGUCUCAUGGGGGAUCCUGGAGUUCUAGGCCCUGUAGGCCUACAAGGCUCCAAAGGUUUACCUGGCAUCCCUGGCAAAGAUGGCCUGAGUGGGCUCCCCGGCCCUCCUGGGGCUCUUGGCGAUCAUGGUCUCCCUGGACUGCAAGGCCCUCCAGGAUUUGAAGGACCUCCAGGAAAACAGGGCCCCUUUGGAAAGGCUGGACUGCCUGGACAGAGUGUGAGAGUGGGCUACACCUUGGUGAAGCAUAGCCAGUCAAAACAGGUGCCCCUGUGCCCCGCUGAGAUGACCCAGCUGUGGGUGGGUUACAGCUUGCUGUUCAUCGAGGGGCAGGAGAAAGCCCACAACCAGGACUUGGGGUUUGCUGGCUCCUGCUUGCCCCGCUUCAGCACCAUGCCCUUCAUCUACUGCAACAUUAAUGAAGUGUGCCACUAUGCCAGGCGCAAUGAUAAGUCCUACUGGCUCUCUACCACCGCCCCCAUCCCCAUGAUGCCCAUCGGCCAGACCAAGAUCCCCCAGUACAUCAGCCGCUGCUCUGUGUGUGAGGCACCCUCGCAAGCCAUUGCUGUGCACAGCCAGGAUAUCACCAUCCCACAGUGCCCCCUGGGCUGGCGCAGCCUCUGGAUCGGGUACUCCUUCCUCAUGCACACUGCUGCUGGUGCAGAGGGUGGAGGCCAGUCUCUGGUCUCACCUGGCUCCUGCCUAGAGGAUUUUCGCGCCACUCCUUUCAUUGAGUGCAGUGGUGCCCGGGGUACCUGCCACUACUUUGCCAACAAAUAUAGUUUCUGGCUGACGACAGUGGAGGAGAGGCAACAGUUUGGGGAGGAACCUGUACCGGAAACAUUGAAAGCCGGGCAGCUCCACAAGCGAGUCAGCCGCUGCCAGGUGUGUAUGAAAAGCCUGUAGUGUGGCCCCUGCCACUCAGCCCCUUGCUGUCCCUUCACCCACACAAUGGUCACCUCACAAAACUGAACCAUCUGAAGAAGGAAGGCGUAAGCCCAUUUUGCUACCUGGCAAGUUGUCUAUUGGAGUCUCAUUUGGGCUGCACUACUGGACACUGAUCACCCCAACCCUCAGGACCAAUGGGUGAUUCCACCCCGCUGACAUCUGCUAAACCAUUUCCAUCAACCUGGUGCUACUGUUUGAUUCGGAUGUUUGUGUGACUAUUCACGGCUACCUCAGAAAAACCUGCUGGGCUGCCAGUUUCUUAGACUGCUACCUUUCCUUGCCAUCUUGAUCACAAAGUGUUUCUAUACUAGCUAAGUCAUCUGUUUAUGUCCAGAGGUCACCACGCAUUAUUUAGCUUAAACCAGAACCCAGUGUUUCCACAUGAAAAAAAAAUUAUCUAGCUAAGCAUUCAUGGAUGACUCAAGUCUGCAUAGAGCAAGCCCUCAUCCUUUAAGGAAACCCACAGUGUCUAGGCAGGCAGCAGACCUGGAAUGAGGUGACAGCCAAUAGCCCAGGAUGAGUUCUGACUCCUUUGAGAGUGGGCACGACUGGGCUCCAUAUUGCUUAGGGAAGUUUGAAGGCCAGAAACCAAGAAGGGUUCAUUAACCUCAUAUGGUCCUAGACAAAUCACAUCCUCCUUGCCAGCUCCCUCCCAGGCAGAGACCUAUGACUUCGCCUGGUCCAAAGUAGAGUAGAGGAUGCAUCAAAUGUGUCCGGGCUCAUAAAGGGAAAUGAGAACUACAGCCAUUUCUCCCAGGUCAGGGGUAGAGAGGUGGGUGGGUAAGAAGCGUGAAUUUUACUUCAAACUCCAGGAUAAAAAAGGUAAAUCUCUUGUUCCAAUUUCUCAGAAGUCCCUGUUUAAUCUAAUGAAAUUCAGAUGUGUGUAAUGUGGCAAAUAAAAGGUGCAGUUUGUUGAUUCCUUUGCAUUUUGAG